AGUAGCUUGCGGGAAAGCCCCUCCGGUGCACAGGCAGAGAAAGGCUCCAAGACUCAGGCAGUGCCCCUUGCAGAUCCCUGUCAACGCGGACUUCCAGAGUCCCGCGGGGUUGCUGAGUGAAAUCCGGGUGGUCGCCGGCUCUCCCGCUGUCGCCAAGAUGCACAACUUGUCGCUGUCCGAGCCUGGCGGAGACAAUGUGUCCUGCGGCGGCUCGGCUCUGGGCUGUCCCAACGGGUCGAGCCCCGCGCCUCUGCCGCUGCCGCAGCCGCUGGCGGUAGCCGUGCCUGUGGUCUACGCGGUGAUCUGCGCGGUGGGACUGGCAGGCAACUCGGCGGUGCUCUACGUGCUGCUGCGCGCACCGCGCAUGAAGACAGUCACCAACGUGUUCGUCCUCAACCUGGCUAUCGCCGACGAGCUCUUUACCCUCGUGCUGCCCAUCAACAUCGCCGACUUCCUGCUGAGGCGCUGGCCCUUCGGGGAGGUCAUGUGCAAGCUCAUCGUGGCCGUCGACCAGUACAACACGUUCUCUAGCCUCUACUUCCUCACUGUGAUGAGCGCCGACCGCUACCUGGUGGUGCUGGCCACGGCCGAGUCGCGCCGGGUGUCGGGGCGCACUUACCGUGCUGCGCGCGCCGUCAGUCUGGCGGUGUGGGCAUUGGUGACUCUGGUCGUGCUGCCCUUCGCCGUGUUCGCCCAGCUGGACGAGGAGCAGGGCCGACGCCAGUGCGUGCUGGUCUUCCCGCAGCCAGAGGCCUUCUGGUGGCGUGCCAGCCGCCUGUACACACUGGUGCUGGGCUUCGCCAUCCCGGUCUCCACCAUCUGCGCCCUCUACACCACCCUGCUGUGCCGGCUGCGUGCCAUCCAGCUAGACAGCCACGCCAAGGCCCUGGAUCGAGCAAAGAAGCGUGUGACCUUGUUGGUGGUGGCGAUCCUGGCCGUGUGCCUCAUCUGCUGGACGCCUUACCACCUGAGCACCAUAGUGGCGCUCACCACCGACCUGCCGCAAACGCCACUGGUCAUUGGCAUCUCUUACUUCAUCACCAGCCUGAGCUAUGCCAACAGCUGCCUCAACCCCUUUCUCUACGCCUUCCUGGAUGACAGCUUCCGCAGGAGCCUUCGGCAGCUGGUGUCCUGCCGUGCCGCCUGAUGCUCUCUGGACCCCAGGCAGCACUGCCAGCGGGGUUGAGGGGAAUACGGGGAGUGAGGUUCCCAAGCAGCAGCCCAGACAUCCUGAGGCCCCCUUCCCGACAUGCCUUCCCGCAGGUCCUUCUCAGGACUGAGUGAUUCCGGAUUUGCCCAGCCCAGAGGUGAGGCCUAGGGCAGCUCCGGUAAGAACACAGCACUGGUUUCUCCCUACAGCUAAGGGCAGGGCUUGACCCCUGAGUUUAGGGUGAGUGUGGUGGCAGUGUUGAAACAUGAGUUUAACUCUCCCUUGAUCUCUUGAGUAGACCCUUAGGAUGUCGCAGGCUCCCCCUUCCGGUGUCUCAGCGCUCCACUGUGUAUUUUGCUUCUUUACCUUCCACAGAAGAUGCCAGUGCUUUUAAUCAAGCAGGUAAACAACCUGUCUUGAUCCUUCUUGGGUAUAUUCUAACUGACUUGGAACAGGGUUAAGGUCACGCCUCACUAGAGGUGUCGGGGGUGGGGUGUUGAAGGAGGCUGGAGCCUGGGUAUGGCUGAUAAAGAAUAGAGAUAAUCACCCACCCAGUUUCCCCAACAACCUUUCUUCUUUCCAAUGACUGGUCUCACCCCAAAGACUACCACAGAGGCUGCAAGAACCAAGAGUCUGGAGAAAUGUCCAGAGCCAGGUUCCAGCAACCUGUUGAGGAGCCAGCUGUCUAGCGAGUUUCUGAGGGCAGCUUGUGCACUACUGUGCACCAGCCAACAACUCUUUACAUCCCUGUCCUUUGUGGUUUCUGUAAAGUUCUCCAGGGCAUCCCUCCUGCCUCGUGGACUUCACUGGUCUCUCAUAAAACUAGGGUCACUGUAAUUGUUUGCGGAUACGGUUUCUCAGGACUAAGAAGUCCAUAAAUGCACAUAUGUUUUAAUCUCACAGACUACUUUAGAGGACUGUAAAAAAUAAAAAUUCAACUUGUUCCAUCCUUGGCUCCACUCCUGAAUAUUAUUCCAGAACCUCCCUUCAGUGACAGCCCCUAAUGGGACCCGACUUGUACCCCAGCUAUUUCUUGGCUAGAUCUUUGCUUAUAUUCUAACCACAGGGAACUCCUAAGCAUUGUUCAAUUCUAAGGAGUUGUCUCUUGAACCCCGGGGGGACAUCUGUUUCUGAUUCCCCAUGGAGAUCAUCUGGUACCUGCCUUUAUAUGUUUUAUCUCUAGCUAUGGAAGACAAGCUUGCAGGAGGAGUCUAACCAACCCUCUGCAGGUCACGCCUCAGACAAGAGGUCUGGGAUAACCAUGGCCAGCCUCUGCAGGUCCACACUUCAGACACAAGGUCUGGAUAACCAGACUCACCCAGGACACCUGUCUUACAUGAUAUGUUUAGGAUGAGUCACAGGAAGGAAUGAUUUUAAUGUUUGUUUCCUCUGGGAACAACACAAGAGUGUUGCCAGCAGGUUUUGUUUACCGGGUUCGGCACUCAAGCCACUUCUCGGUUAUUUACAUUCAAAAUACCCUUCAAAAAUAUGUAGAAGGGAGAUGCUCUCUCUUACAAGAGGGAGGCCAAACUCCUCUCUGACUUUAAUGAAUGAGAAUUAGUUCCUUAGUUCUUGGUGUGCUGGGAAAAUUGAGAUCAUUUUCAGGUAUUACUUGGGAAAGCUAAUACAGAGGCUGUGUGUCUUGGGUACAAAUAACAGUAAACUGUUCAAAACACAGCUUUCUGUCAGGUGUGCAUUUGAAUCAUGCCCCUCAAACCCUCAGAAUCAGCUUUGGCUGAGCCUUCAGAGGUGUCUGCAAUGUGAUUGCACCUUUUUAUCCCUACGGAGCAUUCUGUAGAUGUGUCUUUAGAACUUAAUUAUUGUAUGAGUGCUCUGUAAUCUUUCAAAACUAGGGUUUUACAGUUCAGUGACUGUUAGAUUGUCCAGGGUGCUGGGUAAAGGAUAUAGUGGAAAUAUGACAACAGAUGGACAGCACUGUCACCAUAACUGGAAAUACAGUCUUCAUAAAUGCAGCAACAACACAGAUAAGAGGAGGUCCUGGUAGUUUUCUGUCCAUCACAUCACCCCCACCUGAAAUGGGCCUGUGACUGUCCUGCAGUCUCUGGAUGCUGCUGAAAAAAAACACUGGUAUGGAUAUUAUUUUGUCUCUCACAGACAGGUACAGACUGGUUUGUACAAAGAGAAAUCAGUAUCAGUGUCACUCUGGUUCUCUAAGUCCCUGGUUAUCACUGUAUCACCCCUAGACUACCACCAUUUUUGUGAUAUUUGGAAGUUCAUACAGCGUGUCUUAUACUUGCCUUUUAUUUCUUAGAUAAUACAUAGAAUAAAUAAGCAAACAAGCCACACAGGAAUAAAAUUUAUAGCUCUAUGUUAAUUCUUAUAGACUUUGUAUAAACAAUGCUGUUUGGCUUUACCACUUCUAAUACUUAAAAGUGUGGAUUUGGUUUUAUUUAGUUUAAUGUAAUUGUAAAAUGUGUGUUUUAUGCUUUCUCAAGAAUUGCAGGAUUUUGCUAAUCGACUACAAAUAAAAGCUGAAACACUCUGUGUGACAAA
This is a messenger RNA of Mesocricetus auratus (golden hamster), 3664 nucleotides long. It is a transcript of the gene Npbwr1, whose product is annotated as neuropeptides B and W receptor 1. Gene Ontology annotation, cellular component: membrane; neuron projection. Gene Ontology annotation, biological process: neuropeptide signaling pathway. Gene Ontology annotation, molecular function: neuropeptide receptor activity; neuropeptide binding. The coding region runs from base 158 to 1147 and encodes 329 amino acids. Lineage: Eukaryota; Metazoa; Chordata; Mammalia; Rodentia; Cricetidae. The transcript has a single exon. The record is from RefSeq and is a predicted model, not a curated record.